This is a messenger RNA of Betta splendens (Siamese fighting fish), 3105 nucleotides long. RefSeq names its product chondroitin sulfate proteoglycan 5-like. The transcript has 7 exons. The record is from RefSeq and is a predicted model, not a curated record. Gene Ontology annotation, biological process: nervous system development. The coding region runs from base 594 to 2561 and encodes 655 amino acids. Lineage: Eukaryota; Metazoa; Chordata; Actinopteri; Anabantiformes; Osphronemidae.
CAGUGACACAGCCUUCAUCGCGCUGUUCGCACAUACAUUAGCAGUGCUGUCGCAUGGACCGUAUUGAGUCACAGUGUUAACAGAAGCUGUUUAACGCCCCCCACGACACGCACUCAGCCCCAUUCUGCACGAGCUGCAACACACUGGGGCUGGACACGGCGCGCGCCCUCCGCAGCCAAAGGGGCAGCGACUAACCAGCCUCGUCUGCAGACCCCCCUCGGUCGACGGUCGCGCGCGCCGCCAGCCCUUUUCCGCGGGUGCCGCUGACGCCGGCGACGGACCCCAGAGCGCAGAGUGACACGCGCGCGCGAGAGGUGUGGAAGAGAGGGCACCGGCUCGCGACAAUGGAACCGAACCCGAGCAGCUAAGCGGCGCGCGGAUAUUUACACACACACAUUAGCGCGCGCAGAGGCGGCGAGGCGGGCCAAUCUUUGGAGAGGACAACGGCGACAUGGCGAAAACCGGCAAGAUCUGAACUUUGAAGGAGCCGCGUUGAGGAUUAUCGUAGGCUACAGCCGCGCGGAGAGACCGGCGAGACGAGGAGCGCGAGCAGAGGUCGCACCGGUUCGUCGAAAAGGGAGCACAGCUGCGUUAUGGCGCGCGGGGGCACGCGCCUGUGGACCUGGCAGGUGCUACUGACCCUCUCGGUGGUCGUCAUCCCGCUGUCUGCUCACGGGAGGCAUUCGCUGAGCAGGCGUCAUCACCAUCACCACAACCAGUCGUCGUUCGCCGUGCACGCUCAGCUCAGCGACGACUCAGCGGAGCGGGACCACCUGAUCGGAGCCGGACUUGGUGCCAAACACCGCCCCCCCCAUAAACACGCCAAGCUGGACUUUGCAGAGGAGGACGCGCCCGUCGGGGAGGAGCUCACCGCCGGCGGUGCCGGUCCGGACCAGCCGGAGAACCCGCUGACCCACGACGUCGUCACCGUGGCGUUCCACAGCCAAGCGCCCGACGCCGUGCCCGCUGACGGCGCCCGGGAGUGGGCCAAGGUCCCGAAGGCACAGAAGCAAAAAGGCGGAUCCACCCACCCGUGGAGCAACUCGGACUUUUACGAAUACAUGUCUCCGGAUGAUGACCACUCAGCAGAUACAACCCCAGAACCCGAGCCCACGCCUUCACCCCCGCCCAACAUGGAGGACGAGAACCCGUUCCUGGACGGUUCCCCCUCCAUUCGCGACAAGGUUAAGCCCAGCGUGGAUAACACGCGCUCCCUACCCGCUCCUCCCAUGCCGGGCCCCGGCACGGGGGACGGGCUGGGCCUGAGCGGGGCCAUGGGCGCCGACGGCUGCAGGCUGGGCUUUGUGCGCACUGGACCCGGCGUGUGUUCGUCCCAGUGCGACACUGAGCCCGACUUCUGCUUGAAUGGAGGCGUUUGCACUGUGGUGGCAGGAAUGGGAGCGUUCUGCAGGUGCAAUGUGCAGGACUACAUCUGGAAUAAGGGCACGCGCUGUGACUGGGCGGUCACCGAGUUCCAGGUGCUGUGCGCGGUGGUGGGCGUGGCCUCCUUCGUGCUCCUCCUGCUCUUCAUGAUCGUCGUGUUCUUCGCCAAGCGGCUGCACCGCCUCAAGAGCGAGAACAAGCGCCUCCGCAAGCGCAGCAGCAAGUACCGCCCACAGAGCAGCGAGCCGCAGACGGACGGCCUGUCAGUUUCCACCACGGCCGACGGCUCCCAGCCAAACGUAAGGAAACUGUGCGACACCCCCCCGCCUGCCACCCAAGCUCACACUCACAACCUGGCGUACUAUGACAACAUUAUCUGUCAGAGGCCCCCAUCAACCAGCUCUACCUGGCAGUAUAAACCCAGAGACCUGUAUAACCACUUCCAGGAUGAGCCCCAGAAGCAGGAGGAGCCGGCCAAGUCCCCGCAACCCAAGGAGGAGGGCUCCAUGAACAUCCUCAACUCCCACUCCCCCAAGCACGAGAACAACCGGCCGAGCUCCGUGGGCCACGAGCGCGGCCACAGCCCCGACGGCGCCGAGGAGAAGGCCGAGGAUGGGGUCUCCAUUGGCCUGGAGGUGCUGCUCCCCAAGGAGGCCAGACUCCACCCAGAGACCAGGCCCCUUGGCUAUGAUGUCUUCCUCUACAAAGUUGCCAGCGAUGGAGACGCUCCUUCCACCCACAGCGCCGGCAUUUGCUCCGCGUCUCAUCCCGUUCCCAAAUCACCCAAGUCACCCAAGAUUCCUAAGUCACCCAAAUCACCCAGGCACGGGGCCGAGCCGCCACCCAGCACCCACCAGCCUUUAAUGGGAAGGCACUCCUCGCCAGGGCGUCACACGUCGCCGGGUCGACAGCCCGCUCCCGGCGGCUGCUCCCCCGGCCUCCGCGCACCUUCCCACCACUCAGCCGCCCAGUACAAGUGCAUGUUCACCUCCACCCCGCCUCAGCUACGCCGGCCCAGGGGUCGGUCCCAAGGUCCCGGCCCAGAGAGCUCAGCGUACGGGAGAGAAUACCACAUUCGUCCAUCCCCCUCCUCGCCUCAUCUCACCCAGCCUCCCCCGUCACCAUCCAAGGUGCAGUACAACCCGGUCAGCACUCGGUCCCUGCCCCCUCUGUCGUGACCAGGACCACGACCAUGUGAGACGUUCUCACAAACAUGAGACAUGACUAAUUCGUCCAGUGAUCUGUCCAUCAUGACAUGACUCUAACUCCUUUAUUAGAUUCAUACAUCAUUCAUGCAUUCGCCAUCCAUCUUCGUGCUCCCCCGGUUCAUGGGACGAGCGCAGCACCUGCUCCACAUCCACAGAGCCAGAAAGCUAGAACUGGGCCAACCCCCCAAACCCCACCUUCACUCAUACACACAAAUCACUGUGUUGCCUUUGCAGCAACACGCAGACAACUGGAAGUAAAUAACAACCUCUCAAAGCUCAGGUGACCGCACACACCAGCUCAAAUAAAUCAACACGUGAACACGUGCUUCUAACACAGUGCCAACGUCAGAGACUGCUGAGGAUGUUGUUCAUUACGUUUUCAUAGAGGUUUACUACAGUAGCGUAGCGUUGUCUGUGUUUAUAUAAAACUUUUGCUAUGUGAGUGUUUGACUAUUUCACACAUUUUGGUAUGUUUUUCAUGUUUCUAAUACUCAAUAAAUAGAUGUUAAAACAA